CCAUUCUGGCGGUGGGGUAAAACUGAACCGAGAGUUUCAGAAGAAAAGAAGCGAGGAUUCUUGGAUUUUGUUGGAACUUUUUUUCUCCAAGAAUUCCGGUCUCUCUCUCCCCGCCUCUCAUGGCGCUCUCCGUAACCCCUGGCUCCUUCCUCUGCCGUUUACCUGGGAAUCCCCGGACACCGGCCGCCGUCCGCUCUUCUAUUUCUUUCGCUACCCUUCUCAACCGCAGGAAGACCAUCUCCAUUCGAUGCUCCGCGGCUUCAGCAGCACUGGCCUCUGGUAAUGUUGCACCUGCAAUUUCGGUGUCUGACAAGGCGUUGAACCAUCUGAAUAAGGUAAGGUCGGAACGAAAUGAAGAUCUGUGCUUAAGAAUUGGAGUUAAGCAAGGUGGUUGCUCUGGCAUGUCUUACACUAUGGAGUUUGAUAGUCGAGCUAAUACAAGAUCUGAUGAUUCGGUUAUAGAAUAUGAUGGUUUCACAAUUGUUUGUGAUCCGAAGAGCCUUCUCUUCAUAUAUGGUAUGCAGCUGGACUUCAGUGAUGCACUCAUUGGUGGAGGUUUCUCAUUUAAGAACCCAAACGCAAUGCAAACUUGCAGUUGUGGUAAAUCCUUUGCUGCUGACAAGAGUACGAGUCCUAAAUCUGGACAAUGUCUGUGAAUUGAAUAACCGAGAUAUAUGUUGGUAAUUCUGUAUUGGUGGGGAACUCAUCCCUUGUGCUUGUAUAACUUAGAAAAAAUAGAGAUUGUUCUGGAGAUUGUUUGAUUAUUAUUCUGGAUUCAGAUCUAUUCAAGUUGUUAUUUUCUUUACA
This is a messenger RNA of Phoenix dactylifera (date palm), 807 nucleotides long. RefSeq names its product chloroplast-localized ISCA-like protein (gene CPISCA). The record is from RefSeq and is a predicted model, not a curated record. NCBI's taxonomy places the organism in Eukaryota, Viridiplantae, Streptophyta, Magnoliopsida, Arecales, Arecaceae. Gene Ontology annotation, biological process: iron-sulfur cluster assembly. Gene Ontology annotation, molecular function: protein-macromolecule adaptor activity; iron-sulfur cluster binding. Gene Ontology annotation, cellular component: chloroplast stroma.